AUGACCGUGUACACCGCCUCAACCACGGCUCCUGUCAACAUUGCCACCCUCAAGUACUGGGGAAAGAGAGACAAGACUCUUAAUCUUCCAACCAACUCGUCCAUUUCGGUCACAUUGGCCCAGGAGGACUUGAGAACCUUGACCUCCGUUGCCACUAGCGCUGACUUCAAAUCCGACAACUUGUGGCUCAACGGCAAAGAGGAGGGAAUCAAGGGUGAGAGAACCAUUGCCUGCUUGAAAGACUUGAGAAAGUUGAGAAAGGAAUUGGAGGACUCCGACUCCAGCUUGCCAAAGUUGUCUGAGUGGGGUUUACACAUUGUUUCUGAGAACAAUUUCCCUACCGCUGCUGGUUUGGCUUCUUCUGCUGCCGGUUUCGCUGCUUUAGUAGUGGCUAUCGCUAAGUUGUACAAGCUUCCUCAGCUGAUGUCCGAGAUCUCUAAAAUCGCAAGAAAGGGUUCGGGUUCCGCAUGUAGAUCUUUGUUCGGUGGUUAUGUCGCAUGGGAAAUGGGCGAUUUGGAGAACGGAGAGGACUCUAAAGCUGUGGAAGUCGCCCCAUUGGAGCAUUGGCCAUCUAUGAAGGCCGCCAUUUUGGUGGUCUCUGAUGACAAGAAGGAUACGCCUUCUACUACAGGAAUGCAAUCCACCGUGGCAACAUCUGACUUGUUCCAGCACAGAAUCCUGGAGGUUGUUCCAAAGAGAUUCGAGGAAAUGAAGAAAACCAUUCUUGAAAGAGAUUUCGAGAAGUUUGGAGAGUUGACCAUGAAGGACUCUAACUCGUUUCACGCAGUAUGCUUGGACUCUUAUCCACCUAUUUUCUACUUGAACGACACCUCCAAGAAGAUCAUCAAGUUGGUGCACAAAUUGAACGAACAGGAGGGCAAGAUUAUUGCUGCCUACACCUUUGACGCCGGCCCCAAUGCUGUCAUCUACUACGAGGAGAAGAAUGAAAACAAGGUGUUAGGCUUGAUCUACAAAUACUUCAAGCUGGUUCCUGGUUGGGACAAAGUUUCUAACCAGGUUGUUGACUUUGAAGACUCCGCUAUCGAAUUUGACACCGACGCUUACAAGGGAGUCAGUAGAAUUAUUUUGACCAAGAUCGGCUCCGGCCCACAGGAAACAUCCCAGACUUUGGUCAAUGAGCAGGGCCUUCCCAAAUAA
Messenger RNA from Sungouiella intermedia, 1158 nucleotides. Lineage: Eukaryota; Fungi; Ascomycota; Pichiomycetes; Serinales; Metschnikowiaceae. The record is from the annotation of a GenBank genome assembly.